Molecule: messenger RNA, 1674 nt
Organism: Schizophyllum commune H4-8
Lineage: Eukaryota; Fungi; Basidiomycota; Agaricomycetes; Agaricales; Schizophyllaceae
Exons: 4
Coding region: 100-1617 (505 amino acids)
Source: RefSeq, a predicted model, not a curated record
CUUCCAUUCCCAAAGACGCUCUACGCGUCAAGCGCGUAUCUACGACUCCGCCCCUUUCCCUCGCUUCCUCGCUAGGAAUCGCCUCAAUUCCACACUGGGAUGGCUGGGACGACGACCGAGCCACGGGGGCGACUAGGGGGCGACUGGGACGACUGGGACGAGGGAGCAACCAGGACGAGUGGGUCGAAGGGGACGACUGGGUCGACUGUGACGAGGGAGCGACUGGGUCGACUGGGACGAGGGAGCAAAGACGAUGCGAUGCGUCUCGUCAUAUUCGACCAAUUCGGCGACCUCGGUACUGGUGGUCAACUCGCAGCGCUUCAGUUCAGGCGGACAACGUCGACCUCAGUACUAGUGAACAACGUCGACCUCAGUCCGGGUGGACAGCGUCGACCUCAAUCCGGCCGAAUGACGUCGACCGCAGGCCAGGCGGACAACUUCGAUCUCAGUACUAGUGAACAACGUCCGCCUCAGUCCGUGCGGACCACAUCGACCUCAGUCCAGGCGGGAAACUCUAAGCGCCUCUUCGACCUCAUCCUUCGACCUCAAUCCAGUUGGAGGACGAUGGGCCCCGGCGACCUCAGUAGUGAACAACUUACCCCGCCUCCUCGCCAGCCACGGAUGUUGGAGGUUCGCCGAGCAAGCCACCGAGCACCCCUCCCGACCUCCCCAAUCUCGCAUGGCUUGAGCUCCCCAUCACCCCUCCCGACCUCCUCAAAUCGGCCGACUGGUGAGCAGCGCGCUCCUCCGAUGAUCAGCGCGCGCCGCUCCUUCGACGCGCGCGCCGCUCCUUCGACGGCCGGCUUGUGGUCUCUGGUGGACGAGUCUGACGAUGGUGUGGUGUGUGAGGGCAAGUCUGACAAUGGAUGGUCCGGCAGUCUGGUAGACGAGCCCGUCGAUGGUGUGGUGAACGAGUCCGUCGAUGAUGGUCUGGUGGACGAGUCCGACGAUGGUCAGCGCGCACCGCUCCUCGCUCUCUCCACCCGCGUCCUCCAACUCCGCUUUCUCCGCCCGCUCUCUCCGCCUCUACUCUCUCCGCCCACGUCCCCUCCGACUCCCCUCUCUCUGCCUUCAACCGCGUCCUUCCCCUCCCGCGCCCGCGUCCUCCGCCGCUCUGUCCUCCCGCGAAUGAAGACGCGCCCCGUCCGUCUCGAGCUGGAUGCGCCUCGUUCGUCGCGGACUGGACGGGCCGGGCGAGCUCUUUCCCUAGGAGUCAAGCGGGUUCUUUCCCCCUCGGGUCGGGCGAGCUCGUCCCCUCCAGUCGGGCGAGCUCUUCCACUCUGGAGUCAGGCGAGCGGUUCCACUUCGAGUCAGGCGGGCUCUUUCUCCCUCGACAGUCGGGCGAGCGCUUCCGCUUCGACAGAGGGCGGGCUCUCUCACCUCGAGUCAGGCGGGCUCUUUCCUCCUCGACAGCGGACGAAGCGCGCCUCCCUCGCCAGCGGACGACAAGCAACCUCGAAAGCGGACCAAGCGCGUCUCCAUCGACAGCGGACGAAGCGCACCUCUCGACAGCAGGCGGGCGAGAUCUUCGAAAGCAGGCGACGCCCCAGCUCUCGAGCGAAGCUCAUCGAGCCAGUUGCAGACGAAGCGCGCCUCCCUCGACAGCGGACGAUGUAGGACUGUCACGUUUGUGCCAGCCACGCUCGCCUGGACAGCCCCUCUCACUUGAGCAAG